AUGUUCUUAGUCAGUGUAGCAGUUACUGUAGCUAUGAUUGCUGUUGGUACCGUAAUUGCUAUCGGCUUAGGCAUUGGACUGCAUAAUAGUAAUCAAAAUCUCACACUCGGUACUACACCUUUAUCAACUACAACAACUGUCACUCCAACAUCACUCCAUAUUAAUACUACAAUAUCAACAACAACUUCUGUUAAUCCAACAACGACCACAACUACCGCAACAUCUACAACCUCGACAACUACUCCCAGUAAUACAACACAUUCUAUUUCAACUACAACUUCUACAUCUACGUCUACGUCUACGUCUACUAUAACAUCUUCAUCUUCUACAACUCCUUCAACUACAACUACAACUACGUCAACUAUAACCAUUAGUACAACCACAACAUCUACAAGGACGACUGCUACGAAUUGUUCCUGCACAUGUCACUGUGCUUAG
Molecule: messenger RNA, 438 nt
Organism: Adineta ricciae
Lineage: Eukaryota; Metazoa; Rotifera; Eurotatoria; Adinetida; Adinetidae
Source: the annotation of a GenBank genome assembly